AUGGCGCAGUUUCUUCAGGGGUUAAUGGAGGAAGGCAUGGGUGGCGUACAGACGCCCACGGGAACCGUUAGCCCAGCAGACGCAGCCAUGUGGUCUUCGGCGCCAUCAUACCGCGCCAUGCGGCGCACACAAAGCCCUGACCCUACACCAGCCACCGGGCAGCAGCUUUGGCCAGCAAACUUGCAGCGGCGCCCACCACCUCCUCCACCCGGACCAGGGGGAGCGACCGCGGGCAUGUCGCCAGCUGCGUUUGAGGCGUGGGCCACCAGCGUUGAAGACUACAGCAGCAUCUGCGGCUGGGUGCCACCGAUGGUAGCACCCUAUGUGCGCCUCCUUUGCAACACAGAGGUGCAGCAGCGCAUCGACGCGCGCCUGGGCAAGCACAAAUUCAGGCAGCUCUCAACCACGGAUGCAAUUGACAUAGUAAGAAGCGUAGUGAUUGGCCCACGCUGUGUAAUUGGAGCGUGGGCAGAGUUCUUCUCACUGGUACAAGCACCAAGUGACAGCGUGUGUGCGUACAUCUCUCAGUGCCGCGCCAAAGCAAACGAGUGCGGCUUCCAGUGUCCCGAGUGCCAGUGUCCCUUGGAUGAGUACAUGCUCAGCAAGAAAAUAGUGAUGGGGCUACGUGACCGCAGCAUGAAAGCGGAGGUGCUGCGAGGCCUCCCACGCCUCGAGUCAUUCAGUGAUGUGGUCCGCGCGUGUGAAGUUAUUGAGGCGGCGGAAAAGGCUAGUGAGCGGCCCCCUAGUGACGUAGCCGGGGUGGCAGCUAGCAACCCGUGGCCACCGCCCUUCACGGACUCACACCCUGCCGAGGUGGCGGCAGCGGGUCCAGCGCGCUGGUCUGGGAGGCAAGGAAAAGUUCGCCAGAAGGGGGCACGGCAAGGACGCAGGCGGUGCUCAGCGUGCGGAGACUCUGAGUGCUGUGUGAUUGUUGGAGGAGUGGAGACUACGGCGUCGCUGUCCGUGGUAAUCAGUUGCUCCCGGCCCCGCGCCACUUGUUCCUACACAGCAGUUGCAGACACCGGGGCACAAGUGUCUGUAGCGGGCCGCCUACUGUUGGGGGACCUCGGCAUAUCCCAACGUCAGCUCCAGGCUACACCCAUGGCAGUCACCCACGUUGCCGGGGGCAGCAUGCGCCUCCUGGGGACCAUCACAUGUCAAGUCUCCGUGGGGACUGCCUCCACCAUGGAAUGCAUCUACAUAGCGGAAGGUGUGCAGCAACUCUACUUGUCGCUCAAGGCAUGUAAGGCCCUUCACCUGGUCCAUCACACCUUCCCGCGCCCCCUAGCUCUCACUAGUGUGUGCGCUAUCAAGGCUGCAGACACCCCACAAGUACCACUUCGCCCGGAAUCGCCGCCCCACGAGCUUGUUGAGGAAAAUGUUGAUCGCCUAGAGAAAUGGUUCCUAGAGCACUUCGGGCGCACGGUUUUUGCCAUGGGACGCAUGCCACUACCUGAGAUGAAGGGCCCACCUCACCACAUCCACUUACGACCUGACGCACGCCCUCAUGCUGUCCAUGUCCCAGCCACAGUCCCGCUCCACUUCUUUGACGAGGUACGACGUCAGCUGGACAAUGACGUGGACAAAGGGAUCAUCGAAGCGGUACCUGCAGGCGAACCUACCGAGUGGUGCUCUAGAAUGGUGGUGGUGCCAAAAAAGGACGGCAGACCCCGUCACACGGUCGACUUUCAGCACCUCAACCGUGCAAGCCUCAGGGAGACACAUCACACCAGACCGCCCUUCGACCUCGUCUCUAGCGUGCCCAAGCAUGCAUUUAAGACAGUUGCUGACGCCUACUCAGGAUACCACCAGGUUCCCCUCGACGAGGAAAGUCGCAAGCUCACAACAUUCAUCACUCCUUGGGGACGAUACAGGUACUGCCGCACCCCCAUGGGCCACUGUGCGUCACAGGAUGCUUUUACUAAACGCUUUGAUGACACCAUCACUGACAUGCCCAGGAAGCUAAAGUGCGUGGACGACACCCUACUCCACGACAGCAGCGUCAGUGAUGCUUUCUGGCAUACAUACGACUUCCUCCAGAGGUGCAUGGAGAGUGGUGUCACCCUGCGGCCCGACAAGUUCCACUUCUGCAGGAGGAGCGUUACCUUUGCCGGCUACCUUCUGGGCUGGGAAGGGUACCAACUGAGCCGCGACCUCGUCAACAGCAUAACUGACUUCAAGAUGCCCGCACAGCCCACCUUGACUGAUGUGCGGUCAUGGUUCGGCCUAGUCAACCAAGUUGCACCCUUCUUGGCAGUCGCCCCUGUCAUGGAACCCUUCAGGGAACUACUCAAGAAGCCAGGUGGGAAGGUAGUGUACUGGGACAAGCAAUUGGAAGCCCUUGUCACCUCGGUAAAAGACACCAUUGGGAGACUGGCAGCUGAGGGACUGCGCUUCUACGAUGUAUCACGCCCCACAGCAGUCCUCACUGACUACAGCCGACAAGGUAUUGGCUUCGUUAUCUUGCAGCAGUACUGUGAGUGUGUCUCCGAGAAGUCGCCACUGUGCUGCCCCGGCGGGUGGAAGCUGGUGCUCUGUGGCAGCCGACAUCUCACAGCAGCUGAGAAGAACUACAGCACUCUCGAGGGAGAGGCACUCGCCAUCGCCUGGUCUCUGAAGAAGGCACGCCUCUUCCUCCUCGGCUGCAAGAACCUCACGUUCGUCACAGACCACAAGGCCCUCACAAGAAUUUUUGGGGACAAGGAGCUCAAGGACAUAGCCAAUCCCCGGCUUCUCAACCUGAAAGAGAAGACGCUAAUGUUCACCUUCCGCAUCAAGUACCUGAAGGGCGACACCAACUGUGCGGCAGAUGCCUUGUCGCGCUACCCGAUCCUGUCAGGUGAACCAGAAAGGUCGGACGAAGACGAGGAAGAGCUGGUAUGCGCAGCCAUGACGGCAGCCACAGUCGCAGCAGCUGAAGAUGAGAUGGGGCAUGUCGUAGACCUUCGUCAAGUGGAAGAAGAAGCCGAACAGGACGAGGAGUACCGCCUCUUGAGGGAAUGUGUGGCCAAUGAUGGGUGGGCUGAGCGCAAGGACUGGGAGCCGCCUGCCCUCCGCCCGUACUUCAGGAUGAGGCGCCACCUGUCCUCCCAAGGGAGCGUGGUCCUGUACACCUGUGACGAGAAACACCCGCGACUAGUCGUGCCUGCAGCCCUCAGGCACACAGUCCUGGCCAACCUGCACGCGGGGCACCAGGGCAGGGACUCCAUGCUACGCAGGGCGAGGCAGUCAGUCUACUGGCCUGGGAUUGACGCGGAGGUGGAGCAGAAGAGGCACCAAUGUGCAGUAUGCGACAUGCACGCCCCCUCCAGCCCCGCAGAGAGCCUGAUGCCCAACCCACCCCCGCUAUAUCCAUUCCAACAAGUAGUGGCAGACUUAUUUCAACUGGAUGGCCACACCUAUAUCGCCUUUGCCGACAGGCUCUUGGGAUGGCUCGAGGUAGAGCACCUGUCAGGCGAUGCCACCAGCGCACGCCUGAUAGCAAUCUUUCGACGGUGGUUCAGGUGCUUUGGCAUCCCAGAGGAGCUGUCGUGUGACGGAGGAACAAACCUUACUAGCCAGGAAUCCAGGAGCUUCUUCAACACCUGGUGUGUACGCCUGAGGAUCUCAUCCGCACACUAUCCCCAGUCCAACGGCCGAGCAGAGGCGGCAGUCAAGUGUGCGAAGAGGCUACUACGCGGCAACACUGCCCGGAAUGGCUCCCUGGACACCGACGCUGCUGCAAGGGCAAUCAUGCAGUAUCUCAACACCCCCCUGCAGGGCUCUGAAGCCUCCCCAGCCCAGCUGCUCACAGGACGUCAGCUGCGGGAUGCCAUACCUGUCGACACAUCUCUCUAUGAAGUGAGUGAGCGGUGGGCUUGGCUUCUGCGGGAACGCGAACGGGCCUUGGUCCGCUCUGGGGACAACGCAGCCUCUCGGCACAACCAGUCAGCCCACAACCUUGAGCCCCUUACACCUGGCCAACGGACUCACAUCCAGAACCCCAGCAGCGGACGCUGGGAUCGCGCAGGUACUGUACUGGAGACUACAGCAUCCAGACAGUACCUGGUGCAGCUGGACGGCAGCGGGCGCGCCACCAUCAGGAACAGGCGCCACCUACGGUCGCUCACGCGCGAACAGCACACUCAGCCAAGCGACGACGGGGCAGCUGUGACACCUGACCCCACCCCGCCUACUCAAAGAAGGCCCCAGCGCUCCAGACAGGCGCCACGUCACCUCUACGACUACGUAUUAGGGGACACCACCCCUUAA
This is a messenger RNA of Scylla paramamosain (green mud crab), 4251 nucleotides long. RefSeq lists its product as uncharacterized. The transcript has 2 exons. Gene Ontology annotation, molecular function: nucleic acid binding. The coding region runs from base 1 to 4251 and encodes 1416 amino acids. Gene Ontology annotation, biological process: DNA integration. The record is from RefSeq and is a predicted model, not a curated record. NCBI's taxonomy places the organism in Eukaryota, Metazoa, Arthropoda, Malacostraca, Decapoda, Portunidae.